GUGUUGGGGUGCCAGGCAGACCAACCAACCCACCAACCAAGCCAAGCCGCCGCACCCAAACAAUGCGCGCUCCCAAUCACCGCCGUCAUUGUUCUUGUCCUCUUGCUUCAGCUUCAUUUGCUUGCAUUAUCGACGGUGCAUGCGUGUGUGUGCAUUGCGUGCUCGGGCCAUUCACCGACGACUUACAGCUGCAUCCUUCGUCUUUCUCCCCAGCCAGACAAGCAGAUAGACUUUAAGCAAGCUUGCAGCAGCAUCAGCAGCAGCAGCAGCAGCAGCAGCAGCAGCAGCACACGACGACUGCGACCAUGAUGAGCAACAUGGGCCAGCAGCUGCCCCUGACGGAGACAAGCAGCAAGCUGCAACGCGGCACCGGAAGAAAAAGCAUCUUGCCCACACCCCGAGCCAUCCCUGGCUACCAAGGACAUGUUCACGGCCUUAGGGACUACGAUCCUGGCCGGCGGUUUGGCUCAAGCUCGUCCCAUUUGCUGGCCACGCGUGCACAGGAGCAAACCGGCCGCAAGCACCAAGACCAGAGCAAGACAGUACCCACGCGGUUCUUGAAGUUUUCGCGGCCGUCUCGGCCGGCCGUGCCCAUGCUGGACGUGAGCAAGGCCUCAUCCUCGGCCCUCGCCAGCCUGCCAUCGGAACAGCUGCAGGAAAUCACCCUUGCCCAGCGCGAAGAAAGCCGCGACUGUGCGUAUCGAGGCAACAUGGUGCCCGGAUACAGCGGGCAUGUUCCUCGACUGCGUGAUCGUGUGGCGCAGCCCUUUGGCAACGCCACCGCAGACGCCAUCUCUGACUUUGACAAGCACCGCGUGCGCACACGCGCGCGUCAGCAGUUUUCGCGCUCUGCACCCUUGAAGCAGCCCCUGCAAGCCAGCCACCGCGAGACGAGAAGCGCAGAGGCGCUGGCGUUCGAGUCCAACAAAAACCUGUCCUCGUACAACGCAGCAUUCACGGAGCGCACGCCGUACAGCCGCAAGGCGGGUGCCAUCCCAGGCACGACGGUGCAUGUUCCCUUCCAGCAGCACACGUCCCUUGGCCGCACAUACCAGGAGGCUGUGAAGGAGAGCGCCAAGGCCCUCCGUGCCAGCCGUCCCGGCUCGCACUACAGCUCCAGAGACGCCACCCUCUCCCAAAUAGCCCGUGCACGUCAGCACCCGCCGGCCGCGCCGCAGAACAAGCCCAUGUAUACGCAUGUGGAGAAGCGAGACUUUGUGGUGUCUCCCCGCUUUGGCUUUCACGCCAAGUGAAAGGCAACACACACAUGCCAUGGACAGGAGUGCUGCCACCGCCCGUUCUUUUGGUUUCCACUCCUCCCCUAUCUUGUUGUCCUCCUGACGGUGGUCCCACAAUCAAGUACUUUGUCAAUACCCUCUUUUCUUCAAAGUUCACCUGUCACACAGACUUGAUGCACUGCGACUGUACUUCCUAUCAAGGUUUGGCUUUCUGACAACCUACCACUACCGCCACCACCACCACCACAGCCACCACAAGCACAGCCACCACAAUCACUUCUCUGUGUCGUUCUCUCUGAGCACAAGUUGUGCGCUGCUUGUCGACCCCUUCCCCACCACUUGCUGUUUAAUGUUUCAUUUAUCACGUACCUACUACUCUCCAGCUUUGCUACUGUUUGAGGUUUGCUUUUUCUCUUGCGUGGUUCUGUCUCCCUCGCGUUGGUGUUGCUGUUUCUCUUCCUGCUUCACAUCGCAUGUCACACCACAUCAGACAUCACAUCACGACCUUACGUUUUGUUGUGUGGGAGUUCUUUCUUUUUCUUACUAUUCAACUGCUUUCGUUGUUUGUGCUCUAUGUUUCUCCUGUCUUUCCAUGCCUCACACAAGCCACCACACCGUGCCAAGAGCAAGCAAGCCACUGUCACAACAGACCUUGCGAACCACGCACCAGUGUGAUGUGAGAUGUGAUGAUUGUGACAAUCAAAAAGACCACAAGCCACACGCA
Molecule: messenger RNA, 1962 nt
Organism: Salpingoeca rosetta
Lineage: Eukaryota; Choanoflagellata; Craspedida; Salpingoecidae
Exons: 4
Coding region: 306-1253 (315 amino acids)
Source: RefSeq, a predicted model, not a curated record